AUGAGCGAAACCAAUGUUAACAAAAAACGGGUUAUUUCAUCUGAUGAUGACAAAUUGGACAAAUUGGAAACAGAUACUAAUAUAUUAGCAUCAAAAAAACCAGAGAAAGUUUCUGAAGAUAUUGUUGAUUCUAAUGAAUCUUCCCAAGUAGAAGGUUCCACUCAAUGGAGGUUACGGAUUAAAAAUGUACCCAAAUUUGCGUCAGCAAAGAUGAUUAAAGGAUUGUUAGCUAAGCAUAGCUGCGGUGAUGUCAGAGUUAAAAAAUCCCAUGAGUGGGAUUUUUGCUACGCUUUUUUCAAACAACAACUACAGGCAAUUGACAAAUUAAAAAAUGUUAAUUUCAAAAAUAGGACUUUGGUUGUGAAUGUCGAUAAUAUUACAGAGCAGCAUCGACAAUCAUUGUUUGAUCAAAGGCAUGAAAAAAGGAAAAAAAUUUUUUUUGAUCCUACUGGAGAAAUUCAACAUUCUCCAGAAGAAUUGCUUGCUGACCAAGUAACUCCGUUACACAAGUUGCCAUAUGAAGAGCAACUAAAAAAUAAGGAAGACGUGAUAAAAAAAUCUCUUUCUAAAUUUCGGAAUAAAAUUAAAGACUUGUACAAGGAAAGACCCUUAUAUCAACCAAAAUGGGUCAUGCAAAAGUCCGAUUUAAAUCUUCCUUGCACUUUACAACCCAUAAUUGCCUCUCCUAUACUUGAAGGAUAUAGAAACAAAUGCGAAUUCACCAUUGGAAGAAAUUUAAAUGGUGAAAUUACUGUUGGCUUUUUAUUGGGGGCUUUCAAAGAUGGAAUCAAUACUGUCAUAGGGCCUGACAAGUCUCUUAAUGUAAGCGAAGUCGCAAAAAAGAUUGUAAAGGCUAUGAAGGAUUAUAUUGUCAUGUCACCAUACGAGGUGUAUGACAAUAAGAGUAGAAAAGGUACAUGGCGUAUGAUCUCUGUACGAUCACAAGUUAGUGAUGACGUAAUGAUUAUUAUUCAGAUUCAUCCACAAGGGUUAACUGAAGAGAAAAUCAAUCAAGAAAAAGCUGCAUUGGCGGAAUAUUUUGUGACCUUUGCACGUGAAUCACAGUUUAAUUUGACAUCGCUUCUUUUGCAAAUAUAUGAUGGUUUUAACAAUGGAAUACCAGAUGACAAACCAUUUGAUUGCAUAUUUGGUACGAAUUUCAUCUUUGAAAAGAUGAUGGAUUGUAGGUUUCGUAUAUCUCCUAGAGCGUUUUUUCAAACAAACACGCUCGCUGCUCAGGUUUUGUAUGAAAAAUGUGGUGAAUUUAUAAAAGAUUUAUUUCCUGUUGAAGAGUCUGCGAUUUUGAUUGACAUGUGUUGUGGAACCGGAACUAUUGGAAUUGCGUUGUCUAAAAGUCUGGGAAACAAAAUUGAUAAAGUUAUUGGCAUUGAACUCUGUGAAGAAGCUGUUGAAGAUGCAAAAUUCAAUGCUAAAUUAAAUGAGAUUAUUAAUUCUGAAUACAUUCUUGGUCCUGUCGAAAAGAAUUUGAAGACUUUGCACUCAUAUAAGAAUGCAGAUGCCGGUACAGCUAUUGCAAUUGUGGAUCCGCCUCGUGCUGGUGUUCAUAAAAAUGUAAUUAAAGCACUUCGUGAAUGUAAGGCGAUUGAUUAUUUUUUGUACGUUUCAUGCGAUUGCAAUUUGGCCACACAAAAUUUUAUAGAUUUAUGCCGACCCACAACUAAUAAUUUUCCGGGAAUUCCAUUUAAGCCAGUUCGAGCAGUUGGAGUAGAUUUAUUUCCACAUGCAAAGCAAGUAGAAUUGUUGAUUGAAUUUCAUAGAGAUAGAGACUAUCCAACUAAGGAUGUAAAAAGUGAAUAA
This is a messenger RNA of Cetraspora pellucida, 1818 nucleotides long. NCBI's taxonomy places the organism in Eukaryota, Fungi, Glomeromycota, Glomeromycetes, Diversisporales, Gigasporaceae. The record is from the annotation of a GenBank genome assembly.